CUCUUAAAAUUCAAUUCCGUUUCGAUGAAAUUAAGCAAUUCUUACUAAAUUCAACGCGACCACUCUUAAAAUUCAUGUGUUUAUCAACAAUAAGCUGUUUUAACUCUUUUUUUUCUUAAUAAAAAGCAACAGAACACAAUCUAUGUGAAAUGAACAUCCGAAACAACGAUCCCGGCGCCGUUCAAUACGGAAACUUUAUGAACUAUUAUCAAUUCAAUUCGGCCUCGGAGCGGGUUAAACUUUUGCCUGACAAGGAUAUAUGGCUGCCACCUGUGGAGGAUGACCAGGAAACCCCCGAAAAUAGUCCCUACGUGGUGCUAGAUGUGGGAUGCAAUUCAGGCGUUUUCACCCAACUCCUAUACAAACACUUGGAGCAGCUACUGCAGCGUCCUGUGACAAUAAUUGGCGUCGAUAUAGACGAACGUCUCAUCGAACGUGCUCUGGCGGAGAACGAAUACAAUACUUAUAUCAGCUACAAUUGCCUGGAUGUCUUAAAUGAGACUGCCUUUGCCUCCAUAACGAGGUACCUAAACGCCAUACGACGGAAAAAGUUCGAUGCUGUUUGCUGCUACUCCAUAACCAUGUGGAUUCACCUGAAUCACCAUGAUCAGGGUCUUCAAUUGUUUCUUGAGAAGCUAUCGGACAUAGCUGAACUCUUGGUGGUGGAGCCGCAACCCUGGAAGUGCUAUCAAACUGCUGUAAGACGAAUGAAGAGAGCGGGUGAUGGUUUUCCGCUCUUCCCGCAACUUAAAUGGCGCUCCGACGUGGAAUUGCAGAUCCAGAAUUACCUAGAGAAGACACUGGGUCGCCGGAAGACUUUCGAAUCCACGCCAACCAAAUGGCAGCGAAGGAUAUGCUUUUACAGAUGAUAGGAAAUCCUCCUUUUGAUAUUAUUAAAACAUUAAACAUGUAAAGUAACAAAAUUCA
Molecule: messenger RNA, 927 nt
Organism: Drosophila serrata
Lineage: Eukaryota; Metazoa; Arthropoda; Insecta; Diptera; Drosophilidae
Product: putative RNA methyltransferase CG11342
Biological process (GO): negative regulation of pre-miRNA processing
Cellular component (GO): cytoplasm
Molecular function (GO): RNA methyltransferase activity; O-methyltransferase activity
Source: RefSeq, a predicted model, not a curated record